UUGUUUCCUUCAAUUUUGAACAGACUGCCAAAAAACUUUUUUUUUUAAAUUUCUCCCAACAAAGAUGCUGUGUUUCACUCAAAAUGCACCACAAAAAUCUAUCUUCAAUCUAUAAAUGUUUCUUACCAAGUACCACAUUUAAGCUCAAGUCCUUUCACACAAAUUCCAUAAACAUUGGAAAGCCACUUCAGUUCUCUAUACACAAUGAUGACUCUUUGGCACCCCAACUUGUAUCAAUCUUGCAAACCUGUACCGACCCUUCUGGUCUCUCACAAGGUCGCCAGGCCCAUGCCCAGAUGCUUGUCAACGGAAUUGGCUACAAUGGGAUUCUCGGUACCAAGCUUUUGGGGAUGUAUGUGCUUUGUGGUGCCUUCUUGGAUGCUAAGAACAUAUUUUAUCAGCUUCGACUUUGGUGUUCUGAGCCUUGGAAUUGGAUGAUUAGGGGUUUUACUAUGAUCGGUCAGUUUGAUUUUGCCUUGUUGUUUUACUUUAAGAUGUUGGGUUGUGGCACUUUGCCUGAUAAAUAUACUUUUCCUUAUGUGAUUAAGGCUUGUGGUGGCUUGAAUAGCGUGGCCUUGGGAAGGGUAGUUCAUGAUAAGAUUCAGUUUAUGGGUUUUGAGUUGGAUGUGUUUGUGGGUAGUUCUUUGAUAAAGUUUUAUUCGGAGAAUGGUUGCAUUCAUGAUGCCCGUUAUUUGUUUGAUAGAAUGCCGAGCAAAGACGGUGUUUUGUGGAAUGUGAUGCUUAAUGGUUACGUGAAAAAUGGGGACUGGGAUAAUGCUACAGGGGUGUUUAUGGAAAUGAGGAGAACUGAAACUAAUCCUAAUUCUGUAACAUUUGCUUGUGUUCUGUCUGUCUGCGCUUCUGAGAUAAUGAUUAAUUUUGGUUCACAGCUUCAUGGGCUUGUUGUCAGUUCUGGGUUGGAGAUGGAUUCUCCAGUAGCAAACACAUUGUUAGCCAUGUAUGCAAAAUGUGGGCACUUGUUUGACGCACGUAGGUUGUUUGAUAUGAUGCCUAAAACUGAUUUGGUGACUUGGAAUGGGAUGAUUUCUGGGUAUGUCCAGAAUGGGUUUAUGGAUGAGGCUUCAUGUUUGUUUCAUGAGAUGAUUUCUGCUGGUAUGAAACCAGACUCUAUCACAUUCUCAAGUUUCCUUCCAUUGCUUUCUGAAGGGGCAACUCUCAGACAAGGUAAGGAAAUUCAUUGCUAUAUUAUCAGGAAUGGUGUGUCCUUGGAUGUGUUUUUGAAGAGUGCACUUAUUGAUAUAUACUUUAAGUGCAGGGAUGUGGAGAUGGCACGCAAGAUUUUCGACCAAAGAACCCCUGUAGAUAUUGUGGUGUGCACAGCUAUGAUUUCAGGUUAUGUACUAAAUGGGAUGAAUAACAAUGCCUUGGAAAUUUUCCGUUGGUUGCUUCAAGAGAGAAUGAGAGCCAAUUCGGUAACACUGGCAAGUGUCUUACCUGCUUGUGCUGGUCUGGCUGCCUUGACAUUGGGGAAGGAAUUGCAUGGUCACAUACUCAAGAAUGGACAUGGGGGAAGCUGCUAUGUAGGAAGUGCAAUAAUGGACAUGUAUGCAAAAUGUGGAAGAUUGGACUUAGCUCAUCAAACUUUUAUUGGAAUAUCUGAUAAAGAUGCUGUCUGUUGGAAUUCAAUGAUCACAAGCUGUUCCCAGAAUGGCAAACCUGAAGAAGCUAUUGAUCUUUUCCGUCAAAUGGGGAUGGCAGGAACCAAGUAUGACUGUGUGAGCAUAUCAGCUGCUCUUUCAGCUUGUGCAAAUUUACCAGCACUCCAUUAUGGAAAGGAGAUCCAUGCUUUUAUGAUGAGAGGUGCGUUCAGAUCUGACCUUUUUUCUGAGAGUGCAUUAAUAGACAUGUAUUCUAAAUGCGGGAACUUGGACCUUGCUUGCCGUGUUUUUGACACGAUGGAAGAGAAGAACGAAGUUUCAUGGAAUAGCAUUAUAGCUGCUUAUGGGAACCAUGGUCGCCUCAAGGACUCUCUUAAUCUGUUCCAUGGAAUGUUGGGAGAUGGAAUUCAGCCUGACCAUGUCACAUUUCUUGCCAUUAUAUCUGCUUGUGGCCAUGCGGGGCAAGUUGAUGAAGGAAUUCACUACUUUCGUUGCAUGACUGAAGAAUUGGGUAUAAUGGCUAGGAUGGAGCAUUACGCAUGCAUGGUUGAUUUAUUUGGACGUGCUGGCCGUUUGAAUGAAGCCUUCGGAAUGAUAAAUAGCAUGCCAUUCAGUCCAGAUGCUGGUGUAUGGGGGACUUUACUUGGAGCUUGUAGACUUCAUGGAAAUGUUGAGCUUGCAGAAGUGGCAUCAAGAAAUCUAUUUGAUUUGGAUCCACAAAAUUCCGGAUAUUAUGUAUUACUAUCAAAUGUACAUGCAAAUGCUGGGCAAUGGGAGAGUGUUCUUAAGAUACGGAGCUUGAUGAAGGAAAGAGGAGUGCAGAAGGUACCUGGUUACAGCUGGAUAGAUGUCAAUAACACCACCCAUAUGUUUGUUGCUGCAGACAGAAGUCACCCACAGUCUUCUCAGAUCUAUCUUUUACUGAAGAAUCUUUUCUUGGAGCUGAGAAAAGAGGGUUAUGUUCCUCAACUCUACCUUCCAAUGCACCCACAAACCAUGGGGUUACAGUCAUCAGAAAAAGGUUGAUCAUUGCUUUUGAUGGUGGCAGCAACUGAAAAGGGCAACUACUGUUGCUAGUGAAGAACAGUAAGCAGUUGAGCUGCAGCUUUUGAAGUUGUUUAUCUGCUGGCCUCCUUGGUUUUUUCAGUUGUGCUGCCCUUCCCUUUGUGUUUGCGAGCUCCUAUCUCUUUAUGACAUUCAAGGUUCCAGAGCAGUUGGUCAUUGAGCUAAUUGUAGUUUCUUCUACCUUUGAUCCAGUUCAUCCUGUCUAGGGCAUCAGCUUUCUUCAUGGGCUUGCACUCACACCUGCGCACAUGCAUGCAUGCACACGCACGAGCACACACAUCGACAAUAUCUCCUUUAUUACUUUGAAAUCUGGCCAUUGAAUUAGCUAAACUUGCCAUUUCUUC
This is a messenger RNA of Vitis riparia (riverbank grape), 3028 nucleotides long. Its product is annotated as pentatricopeptide repeat-containing protein At4g21300. Lineage: Eukaryota; Viridiplantae; Streptophyta; Magnoliopsida; Vitales; Vitaceae. The coding region runs from base 84 to 2645 and encodes 853 amino acids. Gene Ontology annotation, biological process: RNA modification. The record is from RefSeq and is a predicted model, not a curated record. The transcript has 2 exons. Gene Ontology annotation, molecular function: protein binding; RNA binding.